Truncatella angustata is the source of this 426-nucleotide messenger RNA. RefSeq lists its product as uncharacterized. The coding region runs from base 1 to 426 and encodes 141 amino acids. Gene Ontology annotation, molecular function: DNA binding; peptidyl-prolyl cis-trans isomerase activity. The transcript has 2 exons. The record is from RefSeq and is a predicted model, not a curated record. Lineage: Eukaryota; Fungi; Ascomycota; Sordariomycetes; Amphisphaeriales; Sporocadaceae. Gene Ontology annotation, biological process: rRNA processing.
AUGGCUGGGGGCAAGAAGGGUAAAAACGAGGGCAAGUCGCAGGCGAAAGGCGACAGUGCCAAGCCCGCUAAAGGAGGCAAGGGGAAGGGCAACCAGGAUACAAAAGAGCCUGUCAAAAAUAAAAGUGCCCAACAGAUCCUGGUCCGCAACAUCCUCUGUGACAAAUUCUCGAGGAGAGAGGAAGCUCUGGCAGAAUUAAGACAGGGAGAGAGUUGGAAAGCCGUCUGUGACAAAUAUGCCAUCGAAAAAGUAAACUCAGGUGGCUUGAUUGGCUGGAAGAAAAAGGGAGACGUCGAGGCAGAGUUUGCGACUGUUGCAUUCUCUAUGCCUUCGAUAGUGGAACACCAUGACUUGCAGAGCUAUCCGUACGGCGACUGCAAAACAAGUUUCGGUUAUCAUAUCAUUCGGGUAGACGAAAAGAAGUGA